Messenger RNA from Miniopterus natalensis, 2096 nucleotides. It is a transcript of the gene FSTL3, whose product is annotated as follistatin like 3. Gene Ontology annotation, cellular component: extracellular region. Gene Ontology annotation, molecular function: protein binding. Gene Ontology annotation, biological process: multicellular organism development; cell differentiation. The record is from RefSeq and is a predicted model, not a curated record. Lineage: Eukaryota; Metazoa; Chordata; Mammalia; Chiroptera; Miniopteridae.
GCUGCCGCCGCUGUCUGCUGUUCACCAUGCGUCCCGGUGCGCCCAGGCCACUGUGGCCACUGCCCUGGGGGGCCCUGGCUUGGGCCGUGGGUUUCGUGGGCUCCGUGGGCUCAGGGGACCCCUCGCCGGGUGGUGUCUGCUGGCUCCAGCAGGGCAAAGAAGCCACCUGCAGCCUGGUGCUGAAGACCGACGUGAGCCAGGCUGAGUGUUGUGCCUCUGGCAACAUCAACACUGCCUGGUCCAACUUCACCCACCCAGGGAACAAGAUCAGCCUCCUGGGCUUCUUGGGCCUCGUCCAGUGCCUCCCCUGCAAAGAUUCGUGCGAGGGCGUGGAGUGCGGCCCCGGCAAGGCAUGCCGCAUGCUGGGGGGCCGCCCGCGCUGCGAGUGCACGCCAGACUGCGCGGAGAUCCCAGCGCGCCUGCAGGUCUGCGGCUCAGACGGCGCCACCUACCGUGACGAGUGUGAGCUGCUCGCCGCGCGCUGCCGCGGCCACCCGGACCUGCGCGUCAUGUACAGAGGCCGCUGCCGCAAGUCCUGCGCCCAAGUGGUGUGCCAGCGGCCACAGUCCUGCGUGGUGGACCAGACAGGCAGCGCCCACUGCGUGAUGUGCCGUGCUGCGCCCUGCCCCGCGCCCUCCAGCCGGGGCCAGGAACUCUGCGGUAACAACAACAUCACCUACAUGUCCUCGUGCCACCUCCGCCAGGCCACCUGUUUCCUGGGCCGUUCCAUUGGAGUGCGCCACUCAGGCAGCUGCGCAGGUUUGGGGCGAAGCGGGGAGCAGUGGUGGGCUGUAGCCCCCAGCCCCUCUCUGUACCCCCAUUUCUCUGUUCGUCCCUCCCGCUCAGCAGGCACCCCUGAACCAUCAGAUGCUGAGUCGGAGGAAGAGGAAGAGAACUUCGUGUGACUUACAGGGCAGCCUGGGCCUGGCGUUCACGGCCUCCCACAUUUUAUUUAUUGCCACAGCAAAGCCUAAUUUAUGUCCCAUGGACACUCCCCAGAGCCAGGACCGGACCACUUGGGGGAGCCCUGGACCCUUCCCGGCAACCAUUAUCUUGAAAGGAUUGGGGGAGGAGGACUGGAUGCAGUGCUGGUAGGUGGGGCCUCCACCCCAGCCACCCUACUACUGCUCAAGAGGACCUGCCUCUCCUCCUCCCUUGGGGAUAACUAUUAAUUAUCGCUUCCACCAAGAGGGCUGGGGAUUCUCUGCCAGCAAUUAAUAAAAAGACACCCUAGCCUUCUAGAACAGAACCAAGGGACGAGGAGGGGUCCACGACGUGGGUGUCAUAUACAUGAGCCUUGGAACAUGCUCAGACCCCCAGGCAGGCUGAAGAAGCAGUCUCUGUCCCCUACUAGCCCAAGAAUUUAGGACUCUCCUUCCCCAUUGUCUCCAUGUACCCAGUAGGUCCUGUGAAGGCCCUUGAGAAAAGCCCAGCUUAUCUCCUGGUGGGGGAGGCACUAUCUGUACCUCCUAACACAGGCCUUAGCUCAGAACAGGAUACCCUGUCCAGUGGUACCCAAUCCACUUAGGAUGAGACCUCAUGGGGCUCAGGAGCCCCUACUCAUCCAUCUUCCCAGGUGGGGUAUAGAUGCCAAAGCCCACUGCACACCUGGCCUCCUGGAGCUAUGUGUCUGAGCAUCACCCCCAGUGCUUGCUGACCCAGUCACAGGUGAGGUCCAAACUAGGGACCCCUUGGUAUCAACAGGCCCACCCUUGCUGAGCCUCUAGGCCCAGUUCCUAGGUGGACCCUCUCUCACCACCAGCUAGUCUCAAGGAUCUCCACCCCGCCCAAUGCUAGCCUAGGGCCAAUUCCCUCCAUUUCUGGGCUGUCACUCAAUGGCACCUCCCUGUGCCUUUGUGUAGACCAGAGGCUCAGACCAGAUAUGAGAAUUCACAUCCUCAAGUUUGGGGUGAGGAGCGCAGGGGCCAGUGUGCUCACUCUCUCCCAGCCCCCAGGAAGUGCCUUAACUAUGACACCCAGAAAAGUGUCCUUGAGUAGGUGAGUUUGUCCAAGCCUCCCAAUAAGGCAACUUCCCCCACCCUGGGGUUCUGCCUCACCAAAGAAAUAAAGAUUGUAAAAAUCCACCUUAGGGUCAA